UUGACAUUUAAGUGACACCGGCACGAUUUCCGCUGUCUCGAUUCCUUUACCUUUUUGACAGGCAGACGUAGAAGCAGCUCUUUUUUCGGGCCGCUAUUAAAAUCUGCUUUUUUCAAUUACAUCGCGUUUUUAAAAACAAUCCAAAAUGGUUGUGAAGAAGCCUAGGCCAAAGAAGAAGCCAGUUACCAAGAAGGUUGCUCCAGCACCCUUGGCCGUGAAGAAGCCAGUAGUAAAGAAAGUGGUGAACCAACUCUUUGAGAAGCGCCCAAAGAACUUUGGCAUUGGUCAGAAUGUGCAGCCUAAACGUGAUUUAUCUCGUUUCGUUAAAUGGCCCAAAUACAUUCGUGUUCAGCGCCAAAAAGCUGUAUUGCAAAAGCGUUUGAAGGUGCCACCACCAAUUAACCAGUUUACCCAAACUCUGGAUAAAACCACAGCAGUGAAGACAUUCAAGUUGUUGGAAAAGUACCGCCCAGAGUCGGCUUUGGCUAAAAAGCAACGCUUGAAGAAAAUUGCCGAAGCUAAAGCUAAGGGUAAAGAUGUCCAACCCAAAAAGAAGCCUUCCUUCGUGCGUUCUGGUACAAACACCGUAACUAAGUUGGUUGAACAGAAGAAGGCCCAAUUGGUUGUCAUCGCUCACGACGUUGACCCCUUGGAGUUGGUACUUUUCCUUCCUGCACUUUGCCGUAAAAUGGGUGUUCCCUAUUGCAUUGUCAAAGGCAAAGCUCGUCUUGGCUUGUUGGUGCGCCGUAAGACCUGCACUGCUUUGGCGUUGACCAAUGUGGAGGCCAACGAUAAGGCGAACUUUGCAAAGAUUCUGGAGGCCAUCAAGACUAACUACAAUGACCGCCAUGAUGAAAUCCGUAAACACUGGGGUGGUGGUGUCCUGGGCUCCAAGAGUUUGGCUCGUAUUGCUAAAUUGGAACGUGCUAAGGCGCGUGAAUUGGCACAAAAACAAGGCUAAACAGCUGAUGGGUGUAUCAGUUAAAUGUUUUUUAAUUAUGGGAUUUUGUUAAGCAUCGGGAUGUGACGGCAAAAUGAAAAAGUAAAUAAAAUAGUUUGUACUGAACUUCCAUGAA
Bactrocera dorsalis (oriental fruit fly) is the source of this 1076-nucleotide messenger RNA. RefSeq names its product 60S ribosomal protein L7a (gene RpL7A). Lineage: Eukaryota; Metazoa; Arthropoda; Insecta; Diptera; Tephritidae. Bases 146 to 961 code for a protein of 271 amino acids. Gene Ontology annotation, biological process: ribosome biogenesis. The transcript has 4 exons. Gene Ontology annotation, cellular component: ribonucleoprotein complex. The record is from RefSeq and is a predicted model, not a curated record.